UGCCCAGAACGUAGAAGGAUUCGAGCAGAAAAGACAAAUGCACUGCGGCUGGAAGCUUCCAAAGCCCUUUCAAGACCCUUCCCACUAAUCUAUCCCCCCGGGCUCAUCUUCUGUCUGAUUCGUGGCGUGUUCCUUCUUGUGCUGCCUGCAGCUCCCGCCGGCCACGAGCCGUGUCGGAGAAACUAAACACCUCCGCAGGGCCCAUCAUCCCCCAGCCUUCGUCAUCCUCGACAAACACCAGAGCAACCCUCGUGCGCGCCACCAGAGCUUGCACCUCAACCCGCGUGGGGUCACCAUCAUCUGCACUUCGAUCCCAAUCUUCGUACCAUACUUUUUCCUAUCCACGUGCUCACUCAUAUACGACUCUACGAGCUCCCUCCCGUGUCGGAACUCGACCGAAUCCGGCCCAUCGAGACAUCCUUCCUCCCCCUCCCCCGACAAACACAUUUUUGAUCCGCCGCCAUGCGAUUACAAUCAAGCGGAAUCACGCUACUGCUGUCUGCGGUACUACCCAGUCUAGGUUCGGCGCUGAGCUUCGACUGCGCUCACAUCAACGUCGACAAGUACAAGUACGACUUGAGUCCCCUAGGCGGCGUCCAUGAGCUAUACCACGUGAACGAGACAGAGGCCGCCGUGACGAAUACAACCUAUGUUCUCAAUAUUUGCAAAACCCUGGGCAGCAAGGCUGCGGACCGUGGAGAUGCUGGGAAAUGCGGACAGACCAAGCGCAUCUGCGGAUUCGUAAACCGACAUCCAACCGACGGCAACGGCAGUCAGCGCUUCGGCUUCCCGAUCGUCGGCCUCGAACACAUGGGCGGGGGCUCAAUGGAGCCAGAGAUCACGCGACUAGCCACGAUCGACCCCGAAACCGAGGGUGUCCGAGUCAAGCUCGCCGGUGGCGAGUUCAGAGGCGACGACGACGAGGGAAAGAAGAAGCCUACGGCCGCCGUGAUUGAUUUUACGUGUGACCCGGACCGGUCUGGACUGGAAGGGCUCGUCACGGAGGAGGACAGCGCGGAUGCGGGUGAGGAGAAGCGCCGUCGGGAUGAAAAGCCUAGGGACGGCAGUCUGCAGUUCAAGAGCUUCGGCUUGUCCGAGGAUGAUACGUAUGUCUUGAAGCUGGAUUGGCGCACGAGGUAUGCUUGCGACGAUUACCAGCGCGGGAAGCAGCCGAAUAACUCGAAUUCUUGGGGUUUCUUUACUUGGAUGAUUAUCAUUGUCUUCCUUGGUGUCGCCGCCUAUCUCAUUUUCGGCUCCUGGCUCAAUUACAACCGCUACGGCGCCCGUGGCUGGGAUCUCGUCCCGCACGGUGAUACCCUCCGCGAUAUCCCCUACCUCUUCAAAGACUGGGUCCGUAGCGUAAUCAACACGCUUCAGGGGUCGGGGUCGAGAGGCGGGUACAGCGCGGUAUAAACGAUCUCAUUUACAUGUGUUGGCAUCGGGUUUGGUUCAGCUUAUCCAGCUUUUGAUCUUUUUCCAUGAGGCUCGCCGAUUGGGCUGUAUUCUUUUUUUUUCCUGAGUCUCUUUUUUUCGGGGCAGUGUGUUAAAUGAACAGACUAGGGGGGUUCUCACUGAUAUGUACCGUAGAUUACUUGCGGGGAAGAGUGUGCUUAUUGGGACGGUCAUCUCGUGAGUCUUGUCUGUAUGGCGAAAGAUGUUGAGUCUUAUAUCAUCGCGAGACAUAGGCUUGUGGAAUAUAUGGUUGGUGCUGCCGUUUCAGCUCCCGAGAAGUAUUCGAGAAGUAUUCGAGACCUCGGGACAUUACGUAUACAUAUCGCUUCUUUUCUCGGUCUAAUUGCUUAGUGCGAUUCUAAACCUGCAUAGGUGUCAGGCACCUGAAGGAGAGUACAGCGGGAGUAGACAUGCCCAAGUAAAUCAAGUUCUAUACUCCAGCAUACCUCG
This is a messenger RNA of Penicillium brasilianum, 1902 nucleotides long. Lineage: Eukaryota; Fungi; Ascomycota; Eurotiomycetes; Eurotiales; Aspergillaceae. The record is from the annotation of a GenBank genome assembly.